Molecule: messenger RNA, 1232 nt
Organism: Portunus trituberculatus (swimming crab)
Lineage: Eukaryota; Metazoa; Arthropoda; Malacostraca; Decapoda; Portunidae
Product: nucleolin-like
Exons: 4
Coding region: 116-1051 (311 amino acids)
Source: RefSeq, a predicted model, not a curated record
ACAACAAUUUAACCCAACAACAACAACAACAACAAGCACCACCACCACAACACCACAACCACAACCACAACCACAACCACCACCCCACACCCCCCCAGCAGAUGACGUAAAGAAAAUGGGAGCCGGCAGUGCUAAGGGCGUCCAACCAGAGGAAGUCGAGGAUGAAGUUGACAGCUUUUCCUCAACCUCUACCGACCAGUGGGAGGGCGAGGACGAAACCCCUGCUCCAGUCGCCCCCCCUGCCCCUGUCGCGCCUCCUGCCCCUGCUAAGAGUAAGCCCAAGCCCCCUGCAGCCCCUCCAGAUGCCCCUAAAGCCGGGACAAGUGUGGCACGUAUAGAAAACGAGGAAGAGAAGAAGGACAAGACUAAAAAAAAGACAACAUUUGGGUUUAAUUUACGUAGAGAGCAAACGGUUGAUAAAGCAGACGAUGUGCACGAGUCUAGUGAUGAGGAAGGGGAGAAGGAGAAGAAGGGAGGUGAUAAAGGGGAGAAAGGCAAGGAAAAGAAGGGAUUUCGUCUCUUCGGCUGGCGGAAAGACGAAAAGAAACCGGAAAAGGAUGAGGCGCUGGAUGAGGACAUUGACGAACUGGAGAAAACAUUUGACUCACUCGGUAUCGUUGGGAAGAACAUGUGGGGAGGGGAAGGACGGGAGGAGAAGAAGCAGGAGAGGGAGGAAGUUGUUCUCUCGCCAAUGAGGAAGAGGAAGAACAUAAGAGGAAGGGGGAAGGCCGCGGGACAAGCUAAUGGCAGUUCCAGCGGCUCUAAUGCAUCAAAAAGGACAUUCAAAUUUUCGUGGGAGACUGAUAAGCAAAACUCCCCGCCCAAGGAUGAUGCUGAUGAGUGGGAGUACAAGGCGAUGGUCAUUGAAGGCUUUGACAUCGAGAAGUUCAGGAAAGCUAAUCAUAAGGAAUCCGUGUUUGAUAGCAACAGUCUUCCUAAUGUUGUAGGGGGCGAGGAUGAGUCAGGAGCCAACACCGCGUCCCCGCCGCUGCGUUAUGACCAGACGGAACAGUAUAUCCUGGCAUCCAUAGAGAGAGAGUUUGCUAAUUAAAUACUGUCAUCUCAUGUUCUCCACUCCAAAGACAUUAUAUCAUUAUGGAGUGUAUACAUCAAUAAAGGAAGGAAUAAAGAAUGAAGGGAAUAAAGAUGGAGAGAGAGAGAGCACUGGAUAAAUCCCUUCAGUACUGUGACGCAUUUUUACCAUGAGUUUUGAGUAUGAUUAGACGAUUUUA